CGCGGCUGACGUGCCCAAAGAGUUUCCGGGAAAAUGGCGGCGGCCGAAGCGGCUGCGGAGCCGGGAACUGUGGUGGCGGUCAUCGGGCCAAAGGCAAAGGACCAAGAGGAGGAGGAAGAGGAGUCGCUGCCGCCGUGCGAGGCGGUGCGCUGGGCCCCCGUGGGGGCGGUGGCAGAGACUGGGCCUGGAGCGGCUUCCUUCUCGGAAGAGGCGGCGGCCGAGGAUCCUGGCGGAGCCCCGGGGUCCCCGCCGGACUCGCCGGGCCGGACGCUGAGGCGGCUGCGGGCGGAGCGGCGGCGGCUGGACUCGGCCCUGCUGGCGCUGUCCUCGCACUUCGCGCAGGUGCAGUUCCGCUUGCGCCAGGUGGUGCGCGGAGCCCCGGCGGAGCAGCAGCGCCUUCUGCGCGAGCUCGAAGACUUCGCCUUCCGCGGCUGCCCCCACGUCCUGGGUUAUGAGGGGCUGGGAGACCCUGUCCUCGACGAGGGAGACGGGCCGCCGGGGGACCGGCCACGACUGCGGGGCAAGGACCCGAGUGAGCAGGAAAAGCAGGAGCGCCUGGAAACGCAGCGGGAGAAGCAGAGGGAGCUAAUACUGCAGCUCAAGACCCAGCUGGAUGAUCUGGAAACAUUUGCCUACCAGGAGGGCAGUUACGACUCCCUGCCGCAGUCCAUGGUCCUGGAAAGACAGCGGGUGAUCAUCGAUGAGCUGAUAAAGAAACUCGACAUGAACCUGAGCGAGGACCUCAGCUCGCUGUCCACUGAAGAGCUCCGACAGCGUGUGGAUGCGGCGGUGGCUCAGAUCGUCAACCCGGCCCGCGUGAAGGAGCAGCUGGUGGAGCAGCUAAAGACGCAGAUUCGAGACCUGGAGAUGUUCAUCAGCUUCAUCCAAGAUGAAGUGGGAAGCCCCUUGCAAACAGGCGGUGGCCAGUGUGAGUGCAAGACCAGCGGGAAUCCAGGGAGCGGCUCCCCUAGAGCAGGCAGCAGCAGACCACCUCUUGGAAACAGCAAGAUGAAGGCAGAAGACAUGAGGAGAGUUCGGGAGACUGGGCUGCACCUGAUGCGGCGCGCGUUGGCUGUGCUACAGAUCUUCGCUGUUAGCCAGUUUGGUUGUGCCACCAGCCAGAUCCCUCAGUCCUUGUGGCAGAGGGGCCAGACUGACCGAGACUACGCCCCCUUGCUGAAGAAGCUGGAAGUGUCCGUGGACCGAGUGAAGCAGCUGGCCUUGAGACAUCAGCCACACGACCACGUUAUCACCUCUGCCAACCUCCAGGACCUCUCUCUGGGAGGCAGGGACGAGCUGACCACGGCUGUGCGGAAGGAGCUGACGGUAGCCGUGAGGGACCUGCUGGCCCACGGACUGUACGCCUCCUCCCCUGGGAUGAGCCUCGUCAUGGCCCCCAUUGCGUGUUUGCUGCCAUCCUUCUCCUCCGCACCCGAGGCCAUGCACCCCUGGGAGCUCUUUGUGAAGUACUACCAUGCUAAGAACGGCCGCGCCUACGUGGAGUCCCCAGCCCGGAAGCUCUCGCAGUCCUUCGCCCUGCCCGUCUCGGGAAGCGCUGUCGUGACGCCCAAGCAGAGCCUCCUGACGGCCAUCCAUGUGGUGCUGACAGAGCACGACCCCUUCAAACGCAGCGCAGACUCGGAGUUGAAGGCUCUGGUGUGCAUGGCCCUGAACGAGCAGCGCCUGGUGUCGUGGAUGAAUCUCAUCUGCAAGUCGGGCUCGCUCAUCGAGCCCCACUACCAGCCCUGGAGCUACAUGGCCCACACAGGCUUUGAGAGCGCCCUCAACCUCCUCAGCCGCCUCAGCAGUCUCAAGUUCAGCCUCCCUGUAGAUCUGGCCGUGCGCCAGCUCAAGAACAUCAAAGAUGCCUUUUAGGGAGGACGCCCUGGCUCUGGGCCUGCCCCUUGCUCAGUAAGGGUGGAUGAGUCGGUCUUCCAGGGAGGGGCAGGGAGUCAGAGCAGAGGUUAAAGACACGCGCCCCUACACCCCGCCGUGGUGGCCCACUGAGUAAGUGCAAAGUCUGUUUUCCCACCAACUUAGCAUCUGACAGAGAUGUGCUGGAGCCCACGCCCCAGUGUGUGACCGUGGUGGGCAUGUGGGUGUCUGUGGUACCCACGUGCUUUGAAGCCAUUAAAGGAAUGAGUCGUGGCCUACACCUGAUGCCCCAGCUCGCCAUGCCACUUCUGGUUUUUAGAAAACAACACAGGUUCCUCUAACUAUUCUCUUUAUGAUGAUGAGUGACAAUAUAACUGAGUUUCUUAUUGGAAGACAUUCAGCUUUAGGCUCCUGCUAGUCAAGUUGGGAGCCAUCUUCUUUCACUUGAAGCAGGCUUAAGAGUCCUGAGGCCUGAAUUCAUGCCCUUUGCGUACACUCAUCCCCUUCUUUCUGGCCCCAAGCUCAGGGGGAGACGUGGAUAUUCCUGGCUGCCUCUAAAACUAGGAAUGAGAAUAUCUGAGGGCAUUUCUAAGGGAGUCAACCACAAGUGGAUUUUAAUAGAAAACCCUUCCCUGGUAGAAAUGGGAACUGAAGUCUUCCUGACAGGGUCGUUCUUCCCUCACAGCACAGGUGCCAGCCUUUGUACCAGCAGUGAGAGCUCUACAUCCAGCACCAGGCCUGGGGCGCGCACACACUCCUCUGCGGUCCCAGCGAGUAAGUGUCCUCGGGAUUCCUCCCCCCACCCCCCGGGAGGACUCGUGCACACUAGGCCGUGCAGGAGCACCUGCCUGCAGCAGCCAGGCACCCCUCAGUCCUAGAGGCUGGAAGGUCCGAUCUCACACUUGGGAGUGGGUACCAGAUCAGACCCCUGUGCAGAUUGCGGAGCUGAGUACUUCGUUGAGAAACUGCCUCCAGAAGGGGCUUUUUGAGGCCUCCUUGCUUCAACCCUUCAGCUAAUGGAGGUUCCUGCCCCAGGGCUGACAGGCAUCCCCCCAAACAUUGCCAACUCAGCGUUGCUUUUCUGGGUCCCCUUGCUAGCUGCACUUUGUUUCUGCCCUGUUGAGUGGCCCAUUUUAACUUAAAUUCUCUUCAGGAACGUUUAAUCUAUUUAAGAUGCAUUGAUACUUCAUUAGAAUUAGUCUGCCUUCCCUGGGAGACAUAACAGGUGUAAUAUGUUAUAUAAACAUGAUGUACCUGUGGUCAUUAAUAAAAUCCUGGUAUUUUAUGUAGCUUCUUUGGGGAGCCCUGCACUGCUCUACAUGGCUGCUGGCCUUCUCGGCCAGCCCGAUCCAGAUCCAUUUAUCUUCAAGAACCGGCUGCUUCCUCUCUUUUCCCAUGGAACAAGUCAGAUCUGGUGGUGGAA
Messenger RNA from Ochotona princeps (American pika), 3298 nucleotides. It is a transcript of the gene RUNDC1, whose product is annotated as RUN domain containing 1. The record is from RefSeq and is a predicted model, not a curated record. Bases 34 to 1875 code for a protein of 613 amino acids. The transcript has 5 exons. NCBI's taxonomy places the organism in Eukaryota, Metazoa, Chordata, Mammalia, Lagomorpha, Ochotonidae.